This is a messenger RNA of Thecamonas trahens ATCC 50062, 1208 nucleotides long. Its product is annotated as DNA-directed RNA polymerase I and III subunit rpac1. Gene Ontology annotation, cellular component: RNA polymerase III complex; RNA polymerase I complex. The record is from RefSeq and is a predicted model, not a curated record. The transcript is spliced from 2 exons. The coding region runs from base 17 to 1132 and encodes 371 amino acids. NCBI's taxonomy places the organism in Eukaryota, Apusomonadida, Apusomonadidae. Gene Ontology annotation, molecular function: protein dimerization activity. Gene Ontology annotation, biological process: DNA-templated transcription.
GUUUCACCAGUCAGCCAUGAGCGGGAAGGAUGUUGCGACCAAGAUGAAGACACGGGUGAUCCUUGGUGAAGAUCGUAUUCUCCAUGGCUCGUCGUUUGAUGCGCCGACGUCGUUUGCGUCGGUCGGGGUGGAGAACGGGCUGAACGUGGAAAAGUUCACAGAGGAGGUCAAGGUCGAGGUGAAUGAUGUGUCGGAGGACGGCAACGACCUGGUGUUUGAGCUGUCGGGCGUCGACGCGCCGCUGGCCAACACGCUGCGGCGGAUCCUGCUCUCCGAGGUGCCGACAAUGGCGAUCGAGAUUGCCGAGUUCCGCGACAACACGUCGGUGAUCCAGGAUGAAGUCUUUGCCCACCGGCUCGGCCUGGUGCCGAUCAAGGCCGAUCCGGCGUUCUUUGAGACGCAUGUCUCUGGCAACGAGCACACUCCGGAGAACACGCUCAUCUUUGACCUCAAUGUCAAGUGCUUCCGUGACAUCAACAACGAGGUCGUCAACUCCAAGGUCUUUGCGUCUGCGCUGGUGUGGACACCGUUCGGCGAGCAGGCCGAGCGGUUUGCAGAGAACCCGCCGCAGGUUGUCCACCCGGACAUUCUGCUGGCCAAGCUGGCGCCCGGACAGCGCAUCGAUGUGCGAUGCUACGUGACCAAGGGCGUGGGCAAGGUCCACGCCAAGUGGUCGCCCGUCGCCACCGCCUCGUACCGCCUCUUGCCCGAGCCGGUCAUUGUGGCGCAGCCCAAGUCCGAGGAGGCCUCCCGCAUUGCACAGACGUGCCCAACCAAGGUCUUUGACAUUGAGGACUCGGGCGAGCUCGUUGUCGCUCGCCCGCGCCAGUGCACCAUGUGCCGCGAGUGCAUCCGUCCGCCGCCCGAUGCCCAGCACUCGGCCCACGGCGUGUACACCCCGGCAGUCGAGCUCCGUCGUGUCAAGACUCACUUUAUCUUUUCAGUCGAGAGCACCGGCAUCCUCCCGCCGGAUCGCCUUGUCCGCGACGCCAUCGGCGUCCUCAAGGACCGCGCUCUCUUCUACGCCGAGCUGUUCGACCAGAAGGACUUUGAGGAGCACAUGGCCGCCGCUUCGCACUCGGACGGAGACGACGAUGCCAGCGACGACGAGACCAAGCCCAUGCUCGAGUAGUGCAAUCUUGCUCGCGAGUGGCGUGUGAGAGCGGUGAGAGGAGAGAGAGAAAAAGAGUAAAGGCUGCAGGCCUCGA